Malus domestica (apple) is the source of this 1053-nucleotide messenger RNA. RefSeq names its product glycine-rich protein 2-like. Lineage: Eukaryota; Viridiplantae; Streptophyta; Magnoliopsida; Rosales; Rosaceae. Gene Ontology annotation, molecular function: nucleic acid binding; zinc ion binding. The record is from RefSeq and is a predicted model, not a curated record.
AACCCUGAGGCCAAAAGACCGACAGUGGUUGUGAGAGAGGGGAAUUUCUAGGGUUAGGGUUUUGAGAUUUGCGAUUGAGAGAGAAAGAUGAGUGAGAGACUGAGCGGCACCGUCAAGUGGUUCAAUGACCAGAAGGGGUUCGGCUUCAUAACCCCCAACGACGGUGGCGAGGAUCUGUUUGUACACCAGUCCUCCAUCCGAUCCGAAGGUUUCCGCACUCUCGGAGACGGCGAGACGGUCGAGUACACCAUCGAGGAGGAUGCCGGUGGCCGAACCAAGGCUGUCGACGUGACUGGCCCAGAGGAGGGUCCCGUACAGGGUAGCCGUGGUGGCGGGGGUGGUGGCCGAGGCCGCGGAGGCGGUGGCGGAGGCUACGGCUUUAACGGUGGUUCUGGUGGACGUAGCGGUGGGGGUAGAGGUGGCCGUGGAAGCGGUGGGUACGGAGGUGGAAGCUACGGAUCGGGCGGCGGUGGCUACGGAGGUGGUGGCGGGGGCUACGGAGGUGGAGGAGGUGGCGGUGGUGCGUGCUUCAAGUGUGGCGAAUCCGGACACAUGGCUAGGGACUGCUCUCAGGGAGGUGGAGGCUACGGCGGCGGUGGAGGCGGCUAUGGCGGUGGCGGACGCGGCGGUGGAGGAGGCGGAGGUGCUUCCGGAGGCUGUUAUCAGUGUGGUGAGUCGGGCCAUUUCGCAAGGGAGUGCCCGAACAGGGGUUAAACCCGUAGUUUCCAUUUCACCGUCUCUGUGCUUGUGGUGGUGGUCUGUUUGGUUUUUGCUUAAUUGAGUCGUGGUUUCUAAGAAUGAAAAACUCGUUUCGAGUGUUUGGAAGUAUUCGGUUCUAUGGGUCAUCUCCUUUGAUUUCAAUCUUUGGAAUUCAACAUGAAGUGGAUGAUGAUUCCUUUUGGUGUAGUAAUUUUUCGUCUUCUUUUUCUGUCUGUUGGGUCAAGUGUUUUUAGUGAGGAUUUGGUGUUAAUUCUGGCAGAAAAUGUGGAUCUGUGGCUAGUGGUUGGAUGUUGAUUCAUACACAUUAAUAUACUCUGCUCCUCCUUAAUGUUA